UCCAAAUCCAUACUCUCCCUUUUGCUUUCCAUGGUUUAAAAAGAAUUUCUUUAUCUUUGUCUUUCUCAAGUUCAUCUCUUUCUCUCUAGACUGCUUCCAGCUAUGAGAAAGAAGCUUGACACUCGCUUUCCCGCUUCUCGAAUCAAAAAGAUAAUGCAAGCGGAUGAAGAUGUGGGCAAGAUAGCAUUAGCAGUACCUGUAUUAGUUUCUAAAGCCUUGGAACUGUUUCUACAAGACCUCUGUGACAGGACCUAUGAUAUUACCCUUCAAAGAGGAGUAAAGACGAUAAGCUCUUUGCAUCUAAAGCAGUGUGUCCACAGUUUCAAUGUCUUUGAUUUUCUCAAGGACAUAGUCAGCAAAGUGCCUGAGUUGGGUGGCUCAGAUGCAGCUGUUGACGAUAGAGCCUCGAAGCGAAGAAAAGCUGCUGAUGAGGACAAUGACAGUGAUGAAGACUCAAAGCGAAGCAAAACUCAGGAGACAACCAACACCAUCUCAAGAGGACGAGGUCGACCUCGAGGGAGAGGCCGGCCUCGAGGCAGCGGCCGCAGUGGAGGCGAAGCUGGUCGCUACGAUAGAUUCGAAGACGACCCAGGAACCUCUCCACAACACAACGAAGAGCAAAAACUCGAAGAUUUGAAACCCUCAGAAGAGCGACCGGAUGCGAGAGAGCAGAAGGAGACAUCAACAGCUGGCGGAGUUGUCAGAAACUUCGACUUGAAUCUACAGUGGGGUGAGGAAGGAGAUACAUCAGCGUCAUCUGUUAAGGUUGCAGAACAAGGCGAGUUGAAGUAUGAAGAGUACGGAGGUUUGCCAUUGUCUGAUAUGGAUAAGAUGGCUGUAGAGCCUCUUAAGCUUUCAUUGUCGAAUCGUAAUAGAGUAGAUGAAGAGGAUGAGGAUUAUGAUAAUGAAGAAGGUUAAAUGUUAUUAGGAGUGAUGGGUAGGGUUUAGUUUUAUGUAGACUGACUUCUUGUAUAAAUAUCUUUUAACUUGUAGCUUCGUAUGAGAGUAGAAACAGUUAUUCAUAUAAUUGUUUCUUUUUUUUUUCUUUUCCUGUUUCAGAUAUUGAUAUGGGUGUAACAUUAGAGGUGGAAAUUGUUGAAUAGUUCGGAAAAUGGUAAAGUGGCGACUAACUUGCUUUUUGCCUGAA
Asparagus officinalis (garden asparagus) is the source of this 1147-nucleotide messenger RNA. Its product is annotated as dr1-associated corepressor-like. Gene Ontology annotation, biological process: regulation of DNA-templated transcription. Lineage: Eukaryota; Viridiplantae; Streptophyta; Magnoliopsida; Asparagales; Asparagaceae. Bases 103 to 918 code for a protein of 271 amino acids. The record is from RefSeq and is a predicted model, not a curated record. Gene Ontology annotation, cellular component: nucleus. Gene Ontology annotation, molecular function: protein heterodimerization activity. The transcript is spliced from 6 exons.